This is a messenger RNA of Mercurialis annua (annual mercury), 1959 nucleotides long. RefSeq lists its product as uncharacterized. The transcript is spliced from 7 exons. Gene Ontology annotation, cellular component: cytoplasm. The record is from RefSeq and is a predicted model, not a curated record. Gene Ontology annotation, biological process: regulation of gene expression. Gene Ontology annotation, molecular function: mRNA binding. The coding region runs from base 120 to 1712 and encodes 530 amino acids. Lineage: Eukaryota; Viridiplantae; Streptophyta; Magnoliopsida; Malpighiales; Euphorbiaceae.
UGGUUCGGUUCUUUCAUUAUUCUCUCUCAGCAUUUCCUACGUGCGUGCGGCUCAGCUCAGCCACUAAACUCGGUGACGGCUCACCGAGUCGAAAACCCAUAGAGAACUCACUCAAUCCAAUGGGAGAACAACCAGACGAAGAAAAGCGGGUGACGAUGGCUGCUACUGACGACGGUAGUGGCGGAGGAAAGAGAAAACUAGAUGCCUUAGAGCUCGCCAAACAGAGAGCUCAAGAAAUCGCCUCCCGAAUCGCCGCCGCCAAUGACGCUUCUUCUGACCUAAAGCGACCCCGUCUCUUCUCCGCUACUAGUACUUCACCACCGCCACCACGCCAAUCCAACUUUUCUUAUAAUUCCAAUUCUGCCCCUUCCUAUUCCUACCCAGCUCCUGUUUCCUAUGCUUCUCAACCGAGUCAUUAUCAUGGUUCACAAGGUCCAAGUAAGAGAAUUAGUAUUCCUAAUGGCAAGGUUGGUGUUGUUAUAGGGAAAGGAGGAGAAACAAUCAAGCAAAUUCAACUUCAGUCAGGCGCUAAAAUACAAAUUACUAAGGAUCAAGAUGCUGAUCCCCAUGCUUUAACAAGGGAUGUAGAGUUGAUGGGUACUUCAGAACAAAUUAGCAGGGCGGAAGAGCUCGUUAAUGAAGUGAUUGCUGAGACGGAUACAGGGGGCUCUGCUCCUUCUGCUGGCCAUGGACAGAAUACAAAGCAACCUGGAGCUGAACAGUUCUCAAUGGUAGUCCCUAAUGAUAAGGUUGGGUUGCUCAUUGGCAAGGGUGGUGAGACCAUAAAGUACAUGCAAAGCAGAUCAGGGGCACGUAUGCAGAUUAUUCCCCUUCACCUACCUCCUGGUGACCCAACAGCAGAAAGAACAGUUUAUAUAAAUGGUUCAACAGAACAGAUCGAAGCAGCUAAAGAAUUGAUCAAUGAAGUAAUCAGUGGGAAACGUAUAUUAAAUCCUUCAGGAUCGGGUAGCUAUGGACAACCAGUUUAUCCCUCAACUGGUAAUUGGGCCCAGGCAGGACAAGCUCCCAUGCAACAACAGCCUCAGUAUGGAUAUGCACAGCCAGGAAAUCAACCUACGCCCGCUUCUUACUACGGUCAGUACCCCCAGCAACCAGCUUGGGAUCAGUCAAAUCCAACUAUGUCUCAAACACCUCAGCAAAUGGCUGGAUAUGGUUACUAUGGGCAGCAGCAACCCCAAAUAGGAUCUACCCCACCAAAUCCCAACUAUGGCUACGGUCAGACACCUCCUGCUACCGAUGGAGCUUAUGAGCAGAGUUACAAUCAGCAGACACCAAACUACGGACAAAACAUGGGAACUACAACCCAGGAACAGCAGAGACUAUAUGCUACUUCGACUUAUGGAUCAACCGCUGCAUCUCAAUCUGAUGGGACAGUUUCCUCCCAGUCAACUCAAGCACCGCCUGCAUAUCCACCUUCUGCUUAUAGUCAGCCAACGGCAGACCCUCACGCGUACUGGAAUUCCUCAAACUAUGCCAGCCAAGCACCGCAUCAAACAGGAUAUGAUCAAACUGGGUAUGGAGCCUAUCCUCAGCCACCAACUACUGCACCAGCAAACUACGGCCAGGGUUACGGACAGCCACAAGCACAGCCAACAAACAAUGGUCAUCCAGAGUCAUUGUCUGACGGGAAUGCAAGUACAGGCAAUGCCUCAAAUACGCCUGCGAAGGAAGCAGUUUCUUCACAGACCUGAAGUUGAAGCUGUUAAAAAAAGUGAACUUCUAGUAUCUGCUCCCAGUCAUGUUGCUUUAUGAAAGCCCUCAAGUCUUGUAAACUAGGAACCUUUGCUAUGAGAGGGACUUUAUCUGUAGGGUUUAGAAUGGUGGAAAAUUUUGUCUGGUUAAUAUUUACCAGGGAUGUUUAAAGCUUAAUUGAACUUGAAAACAAGUGGAACCUGCAAUUUUUCAAUUUUGAAAGAUUGAGCUUGUGAUUUGCCAGAA